Phytophthora nicotianae INRA-310 is the source of this 1574-nucleotide messenger RNA. RefSeq lists its product as hypothetical. Gene Ontology annotation, molecular function: protein binding. The record is from RefSeq and is a predicted model, not a curated record. The transcript is spliced from 5 exons. Lineage: Eukaryota; Oomycota; Peronosporomycetes; Peronosporales; Peronosporaceae. Bases 114 to 1529 code for a protein of 471 amino acids.
GCCUCGUUCUUGAUAUGUUUUCCUGUAACGAAAACUGACAGUUCGGCAAACUAAAAAAGAAUGGUGUCCCUUCACAUACUAGGACGGACUCGAGCAUAACCUCGAAAUCCAAGAUGGACAUGUCCGCAGAUAACCCGUUCGCGGAUCUCAUGACGAAAGCUGUCAAGCUGAAAGGUGCUCAGCAAGCCCAGCUACGGACUCAAUACGAUUCAUGGCCGCAGUACUUCCAGCACUCGCUAUUCAUGCAGGAAUCCGUUGUGACCGUUCGUUCCAAGCCUUUUCCUGAACGAAUCGCUGACGCUGAGGACAUGAAAGCAGCAGGGAAUGCUCAUUUCAAUGCGGAAGCGUUCGAAGAAGCGGUGGCUGAAUACGAAAAGGCAUUGGCAGUGUUCAAGUACCUGGAAAACAAGGAUCCUGGAUGGAAGAAGAAAGGGAUUGAAGACGGUGAUAUGCUGAUCACCGAUUUCAAGUGCGCUGAUCCUGAGGAUCAAAAGCAACUGGAUGCACUGAAAGUAUCCUGCUACUUGAACAUCGCAGUGGCUAAGUUCAAACUGAAAGAGCAUCCUGUUUGUAUCCGGGCAUGUGACGACACGCUUGAGCUUGACCCUAAAAACGUAAAGGCUUACUACAGGCGAGCACAAGCUCUCAUCACGCCUGCUUCAUCCGGAGCUCUGGAGUUUGAUCGAGCUAUCUCGGAUCUACAAAAGGCAUAUGCGAUCGAUCCUGAAAAUCGAGGAGUGCGGAAACUGCUUCGAGAACUGCUGGAGCAGCGAACAAAGCAGCGAGCUCUUGAUAAAGAAACCUUCAGUGGAAUGUUCAACAGAGGCCAAGUGUACGACGAAGAUUCAACGAAGAAAGACGCCGAGCUUGAUGAAGCCGCUCGCGAAGAGGAGUUCCAGCAAGAGAUUGAAGAAGCUGAAGCCCUUGCACGGGGUUUUGAAGCACAAGGCAAGACCGAAUACGCCAAGGAAAUUAGAGACAAAAUCACGCAAGCUCAAGAAGUUCGCAGCCGUCGACUAAAAUGUGUCGACUUUUUCAAUCCGACACCCGCAAUGAUCGCAAACGCGAAGGAAAAUGGAAUUGAUCUGACGGACCGGAAUGUCCAGCAAAUGCUGCAUGACCUUCAAGAAGAAGAGCGAAGUAAAACUUCAGGGAAGCAAAGCGAAUCCAAUCUAUCUCCUUCCAGUGCAGUUGAGUCCGUGGAUUCGCUUCUCAAGUCCAUGUCCAACACUGAGAUCGCUCAACUUCUUAGUCGAGAAGGAAUCGAUUAUCACAAAAUUUCGGAUCGCGAGCAGUUUCUCGAGACAGCGAGACAAGUUCUACUGUCCAAACUCGACAAUACGAAGCCUACCAAGCCUUCGUAUGCACGUACAAUUGUGCUGCUCGCUGUAGCGUGGACUCUGCUGCGUCUGUACACAUCAGGGGGUCUCUCUGUUCUAGGUCGAGUCGCCAUGAACGCCAUCACCGGCAAUGAUCAGAGCAGCGUGGUCCAAACAACUAAAGUCACGGACAUCUUCGACGACGACUAAGGCAGCACUAGUAGUUCCUACAAAGACAACACGAAAAUCUUGGUG